UCCUCCUCCUGCUGUGCUGUCUCCUGUCGCUCCCAUUCCCCCUCCAGCUCUCACACUCACGCAGCAUCCUUCCCUCACCUCUUCUACCUUCACACUCACCUCCUCGAGCCUCCGUCUGCCUGCCGCCCUCCUCUCCAUCACCUACUAACACACAUCAUUUCUCGCCUCUUCCUCGAGUCUCGUCUCUGCCUCCUCCUACUCCUCCUCCUCCAUCUCCCGCCGGUUUUUCCUCCUUCUCACAACACUCUGCACCCACUAUUCACACACUCAUGCUCAUUGGCACCCAAGGACAGAACAGCUUCUCGUCUGAACCGGCGAUGGUUUGAUCCUUUUGGCUAGACUUCUUGACACUGAGCUCAGCUGAGGAAGAGGACAAGGACGGAAAGAAGGCAUGGAGCACAGCCACAUCUUCCCUGUGUCCCACCACAAUAGAAGCACCGGGGGAUGCCCUCUCGGACCCCUGCCUGUUAUCUACUACAGCGUCCUGCUCUGUCUCGGCCUGCCUGCUAACAUCCUGACUGUGGUUAUCCUGUCCCAGCUGGUGCUGCGUCGUCAGAAGUCCUCCUACAACUAUCUCCUGGCUCUGGCUGCUGCUGACAUCCUUGUUCUGCUCCUCAUUGUGUUUGUUGACUUCAUCCUGGAGGAUUUCAUCUUGGCUUCCUUCCUCCCUCCAUCCAUAAACAACGCAGUGCAGGUUCUGGAGUUCUCCUCAAUCCACACCUCCAUCUGGAUAACAGUGCCUCUCACCAUCGACCGCUACAUCGCUGUUUGCCACCCACUUCGCUACCACACAGUGUCCUACCCCGCUCGAACACGCAAGGUGAUAUUUGCAGUGUACGUCGGCUGUUUGCUAUCCGCGGCACCCUAUUACUGGUGGCCUGAGUUCUGGCACAGUCUACCUGGGGUGGGCAAAAGCAAUGAAGGAGGAGGAGGUGGAGGAGAAAGCAGCAGAAGAACAGUGGCCGAGCAUGUCCUGGUUUGGGCUCACUGCACCACCGUCUACCUCCUUCCCUGCACCGUCUUCUUCUCGCUCAAUACCGGCAUCGUGCGGAAGCUGCGAAAGCGCCGCAACUGCUUCAGGUUGCGGGGCUAUUCCACCGGCAAGACCACCGCUAUUCUCCUCGCCAUCACCUCUGUUUUUGCCAUUCUGUGGGCUCCGCGCACCUUAUUGAUCCUCUACCACUUCUACUCUCCACCACCUACCUCACAAAGCGCCGGCCGCCUGCUCCACGUGCUCACCGACGUGGCAAACAUGCUUGCGUUGCUCAACACUGGCGUCAACUUCUUCCUGUACUGCUUCAUCAGCAAGCGUUUCCGGGCCAUGGCGACCAACAUGCUCCGAGCCCUCAUCCACUGCCGGAAGCAGCCGAAGCCAUUUUACGCCAGUCACAACUUCUCCAUCACAAGCAGCCCUUGGAUUUCACCAGCCAACUCUCACUGCAUCAAGAUGUUGGUGUACCAGUAUGACAAAAAUGGAAAGCCCAUCUGCAUCUCCUCUUGAGUCCACACUACCAGCAGUGGUCCCUCAAAUCCUUCAGGCAAACUUUGGCCACAUGGGACUCAUUGAGGUCACACAAGUUUACCCUGUUAGUGAUAAUAAAAUAGAUGGCUUGAAAGGUGCAACAACGCACAUCAGAUGCAUGGUGCAAAAUGUCAAAGCCUCUUGUGAUCAACAAGGUUAUCAUAAAGCAGCAAACAGCAUCGGUUAGAUGCUGUUUGGUCCCUUCAUGCAAAAAAACACAUCUGCUGAGGAGUAAAGUUUAGGACAGAUGAAAGCAUAUCACCACCACCUACCAGUGAAAAUGAGCAGCCAUUUGCAAAACAUAAAAUAACAAAACAAGAUGAUGAGUCCUUGGUGAAUCAUCAAAUAUGUUUUGGUCAUGGAUGUUCAUGGCAGAAAAUGAGGAAGAGCUUUUUACAGAUGAGUCUUUUAUCUGUUGGGGAAAUUGUUGCCGGUCUGACCCCUGCACAUCUCACCUGUAGGGGUGAUUCACUCAGGCAGAACCACGGACAGACUGCCCACUGCCCACGGUCAUGACUGUCUCUCUGUAGAAAUGUAAAACAGCUUGUCAUUUCCAUUUUAAUAUGCAGAGGAGUCUCUAAUACAUUUUAAAUAGGGCUUUUACGAAAUGAACAACACAUUCUGACUCUUCUCCUGACUGUGCUGUGCUCAUAGUUCACCUAUAUUUCAACGCUCACAUCAGAACUCAACCCUCACCAUCAUUGGACGAAGGAGUUUUCAUUCUUCUGUUUGUUGGUGAAAUAUUUACUCAUGGUAGAGAUGACUGUUACUGUAGCUUUGCAAAAACACAAGAAAAGAAAUAUGACUUGGUGUCAGUGUAGCACUGAGGUAUUAUUAAACUAGUUAUCACCUUUUCCAUUAUUAGAAUGAGGAAAUUUCUGCAACUAGGAGAUAGUCCUCUAUUAACUAUUAAUGGUCCCUGAUGACUUACUGUUAGCCAUCAUCCAGUUGCAUAUAAUGAAAGCAAAUGAAGAUGUCUUUAACCCUUUAUCUUUCCAGGAGACCAAGACAGAGAGAGGUAGAGAGGACUAGAUAUUUUGCUCUCCCUUCCUGUUGGUUUGUUUUUCCCAUCUAAAGCUUUCUGUCCCAUUAUGCCACACUGAAUUUGGUUUCAGGGCCAAAGCGACACAUUACAGGUCUCGUCAUUCUGCUGCUUUCUCUACACAUUUUAUAGCAAACCACAGUCACAUUAACUUCAUGCCAUUGUUGGUCUGUUGAAAGAACACAUUUAAAUAAAGACAUUCCCAUCUUUUUUUGCUGUAUGGUCCAACGACAGCACACUGAGAUCAGUGCACGUUCAUCCUUUAACAAUCCAUUGCACAUUAUUAGGGAUCUUCUAUUUAAUGGAGCUUUGCUGAAAGGCAGAGUUCUACUAAAACAUGUCUAGAGGGAUCAGACACAUUAAGCUUUUCAGCCUGUAGCAGAUUUGAGCGUAUUUAGGAGACAAAUAAACUCCUAUUUAGCGCUUCAAUGUCUGAGACACUUUUUGUUUGUCCUCUUUAAACAAGACCUUCUAAAGGGUUCCUACAUAUUUCUCAUGCAUAUUUUUGCAAGAGUUAAUUUUUCAGUCAUAGGUAUAGAUACAAGAGUUCUCUAUAAAUGGAAGAUACAGCGAUGGAUGGAUGGAUGGAUGGAUGGAUGGAUGGAUUUUGUAGGCCACUGAAUCGAGAUCGGAGUCUUAAAAUUGAAAGAAAUGUUCAGACUAUUUUCUUUUUUUUUGUUUGUUUUAAAUGAAAAUCUAAUUCUCUACAUUUCUGCAGAUAUUUGAAGGCUAGAAUCCUGUAUGUAGAAGAUAUGGGAUGGAGGGGAAAAUGUAAUCUGUUACCAGGUCAGCUUCACUGCCAGAGUAAUUGAUUGUGGCAAAUGAUUAAUUUUGACUUUCAAAUCGAGUAACAUAAUGAUUUAGUGACCAAAAUCUGACUGUUUGCAUAGUAACUUACAUAAAGAUUUUUAAAAGUUGGAGAUGCUUUGUUUGAUCAAGAAUAUAUACACUAGCAAAAACUAAAUAAUAUACAUUUUUAUGUAUUUAUUUAUUUAUGAAAAACUUUACACCCAGAUCUUGAUCCCUGCUGUAUAGGCUUUGAAAAGAAUACCAUUUUUACUUUACAUUUUAUUCAAAAUAGCAUGUAAAAAUAAUGAAUAAAUAAAUUUUUUAAUAAACAAUAGAAACAUUUACUGAAUAUAAUUACUGAUUGUUUUUUUUAUAUGUCUCCACUAGUAUUUUCACAAUCUGUCUUUAGUAUUGUGCUCCAGUGACUCCUUACCAUCCACAAUGGUCAUGUUACUACUGGACAGUAAGAGGAAACAAGUCUUUGAAUUUAAAAUAUUACUUUAGACCUAAAUCAGUCAUGGUUACAUUUUAUUGCUAUUAUCUUGCAUUUGUUUCAAUUCAAGUACCAUAAUGAUUACCGGUAGAGGUUGGACUGCACUAUGUUCAGAAAAGAUUUAGGAGAAACAUAUGAUGAUACCUUUGUUUGUGAUUGGUAGACUGAUUUUCUGAGUUAAAAAUCAGGUGUGUUGCCCCCUAGAGGUUAAAUUACAACUUCUCUUUCUCACAAGCCCAAAACUCAACAUGCAGUAUGGCUCCUUCAUGUACAAAAUAAUAAGAAAGCUCCUGGAUUUAAGAUUUUUUUACCGUCCUACUUGGCGGUGUACAUAGUAUUAUAACGUAACCUGUGGGAAAGUCAGAUCUUAGGUUUGGAUUUAGGUUCCACAUCAAGUCAGUUUCAAUACAUCUGUGUCCAAAAUACUGACUUAACUCAACUAUGUUGGCACAGCUGCCUGAGCAAAUAUUAACAUCCAAAAAAUUUACUAAAUUAUAUUUUACAAUGUUGCAAGGUAAGGGCUAAGUUUAUGUAUGAAAUAGGAGAAAACCCUUUUCUGUAAGUGUUCUCACACAAUUACUGUAACCAAACUGAAGUGCUACAAACAAAAUUAUCAACAAUCAAAACAGAUAGCAAUCAUGCCAACAUUAGCUUAGCAGCCUAAUGGUGCUGCACAAAACAGAAGAAGGAGAGAUUCCAAACAAAUCAAAAAGCUAUGCCCAUCUUAGGUGAUGCAUUGUCAGGACAGUGUUAUAAACUGGCUAUUAUGCUAGUUUUAAUAUUGGAGAAAAAAUAAAUAUAAAAAACCUGGAGAAACAGCAGAUAGGACAAAUAUUGGUUACUGUACAGAAAACAGCUACUAGAGUGCAGAGAAUCAAUGGUGAGUAAUUGAAGUUUGCACAAUAACAGGGCUGAUGUUGACCAUACAAUACUGCUGAAAUUUUGGGUAUUUCCUGUACUUUAUAGUUAGUUGUCAAAUUUAAAGAAAGCAUUAAUUUAAUCUCAUUAGUGCACACUUGAACGGGACUAGCGGUAUUAGCAAAUGUCUAAUUUUAAAUAUCUGAGGUUGUCAAAUGUUCCUGACAGGAACAUUCCUAAUAACCUCUAUUAGUGAAAUGCAGAGAAAUACAUUGUUAUUAAAAUGUUUAUAAUUAAACUGAUCCGAGAAUUAGGAUUUUUAAGGCUUUACUAUGGUAUUUAACCAUAUUCCUUGAUAAUGUAUGACAUUUUAAUGAGAAUAUAGUCUCUAUACAUCAAAAUAAAAAAUAAGAACAUUUCCGCAUGUUAAAUUUAGAAAAGGAGAAACAAGAAUUUGUAUAUUAAUCUAACAUAAGAUAAAACAUCUUAAAUGAUUAAGAUAUAUAUAGAUUGAAGUAAUUAGUCAAAAGGUCCAUGAUAAUAGGUAUAGAUGUACAGAAUAUAUAUAGAACAGGUUGCCAACAUUGUGUCUAAAGAUAUUUUUGCAUUGAACUUUCUAGAAAACUGAUUUGAAAAUCCUUAGCAGUUUCAUUGCAAAAUGCCACAAAGGCUAUUAAAAAAAUAAAAGUUAUUAUUACAGAGGAAAUAUUUAUAUUCACCUUUAGAUCAACAUGAGACAAGUUAAUAACUAUUACCUUGCAGGAACCGAUUUUCUAAUUUACCUAAUUUUGGAAAAUAUCCAAUAUUCCGUUUUCUGCUGCUCACACAGCCUAAAACUGGCUUGUCUUCUGUAAAUUUCCAAUUUUUUUUUGCUCUUCUCCAAUUGAUUUUCUCCACAACUGCGAACUGAAUGAAGGAUUGGCGAUUGCCAUCUGUUUCUCACCUCCUCCAUCUCAUUCCUCUUUUUCCUGCACGUUAUGCCUUAAAGCCCUUGCUCAAAGUUAAUUUCUCAAGUGUCCUCUUUUACUCCUUCACUGAUUACCUCGGAGUCUUUCAUGCUAUGGGCGUACUAAUGAUUUUACUCCAUGUUUUGUCAUCAGAAAAUUGAUGCCCAUAAUUGAAGACCAUGAGGGGAAGCCGGUGAAUGUUGUGCAUUAUUUAAUGGAGAUGAAUGACCAGCAGGUCAAUAACCAAUAAUCACUCAGUGAGCUCCUUAACUACCCCCCACUCUUCCCAGCACUGAAUGUAAUGGAGCUAAAAUAUGUGCUUUAUUUUAAUCAAUACUGCUAAAUGAGCAGGUUGUGGUCAUUAGGAAGGUAAAAUUGCGGAAACGUUGUUUCUGCCUCGGCCCUGAGGAGCUGGUGCCAGAUCGGCAUUGCGCUGACAUUCAUUUCCGUGUCGGCUCCAUCCAGCUUUUCUCUCAUGUUAAUGUGACAUUUGUGAGGGACUCGCACCUUAAUGCCAUGCUGGAGGCAGACAUGCUGGGAAACCAAAACAGUGUAACAUCCAGCAGUUCCCUCCACUCUGCAAGGUGAGGUCUUUCAUAGAGGAUGGGAACAAGUGCGUAAGGGGAGGUCAUUGCCAAGAAAUAUUUCCUAUUAUGAAGGAAAAAAAUAGGGGAUCUAUAUUUUCUGGAGCCUGAUAUUAAGAAGAUAACCAAGCAUAGAUCAAUCAGAGGGGUAAAUUGUAUUUUCUCUCCUACACAACCUCAGUUUCCUCUCUUUCUCUCUCUUCUAGCUCAGCUCCUUGGAGUGAGUGUAAGUGAAUGUGUGCGCGGGUGAACAAGUGUACGCACAAAUAAAGUUUGUCUUAGACUGAAGCUUUAAAUCAGUUUGUGCCAUAGAACUAGUAAUAUAUAAAAUCUAUGACGUCUUCAAUAUAAGACGAAGAUAAAUACACACAGCACAUUGUCAUCAUUAUAUAUACCUGAAUGUGCAAAUGAAGCUUCUUGCAUUUCAGUUCAGUGUUUUAUGGGAUUGUGAUUUUCUACAGAAGUACUUUCUUUUUAUUUCUCUUCAUGGCAGUAUUUAAAACUGUUUUAUGUGACUGUACAGGCUUGCAUAAUUAAAAAAAAUUUUCUGCCUCAUGAAUGUAUCAAAAUGUAUUACCGUGCUGCAUAGAGUAUGAAGUGAAUUAUUGCCUCAAAUUUUUUGAAUAAAGAAAUAAAUACCAAUUUGUCUAAAGGUUGA
Messenger RNA from Xiphophorus couchianus (Monterrey platyfish), 6893 nucleotides. RefSeq names its product G protein-coupled receptor 139 (gene gpr139). NCBI's taxonomy places the organism in Eukaryota, Metazoa, Chordata, Actinopteri, Cyprinodontiformes, Poeciliidae. Gene Ontology annotation, molecular function: neuropeptide receptor activity. The record is from RefSeq and is a predicted model, not a curated record. The coding region runs from base 392 to 1501 and encodes 369 amino acids. Gene Ontology annotation, biological process: phospholipase C-activating G protein-coupled receptor signaling pathway. Gene Ontology annotation, cellular component: plasma membrane. The transcript is spliced from 2 exons.